CGAGGCUCUACUGCAGAGGACUUGGGAGCAGGGUAUUCUGAAGCAGCACGUGUGGAUGGUCUUGGUUUCUCAAGAGCACCUCGUCCCUGGGAAGAUCCAAGCACACUCAAAUCCAGUGAGAAGGAAGUUUCACCUGAGAUAGUGAAGGUGACCAUUACUAACCCUUCAAGGGAUACUGCUGUAGAAGAUGAAAGCAGUAAAAGAAAGAGGAGGCAUGAGGAGAAGAAGCACGAGAAGAAUGACAGUGACAGGUCUGAAAAGCGUGACAAGCAUGAAAGGCGUGAGAAGCGGCACUCUCAGAAUUCAGAUGACAGACAGAAACGUAGGAAAGAAAGGAGGAGAAGACAUGAUUCCGACUCUGAUUGAAAUAUCUUUGGAGUCCAUUAUAGAAGGACAAACACGUAAAUAUUUCGGUCAGAAGGUGCUCAAGCAAUGUCAACCUUUCUCUGUAAAGUUGGAGGCUACGGCCUAGGGUUACCUGUUGAAUCAUUGUAGUUAAAAAAAAAAAAGCCAUGCCAUUUUCUCUGGCUUGAAAGUGGUGAAUUACCUUGAUCAAAUUUAGAACGUCUGCAGUGAUCAAAACUUGAAAAUUUUUAGUACUAUUUAUUGUUGUUUAGCAAUGAUAAUACCGAUUAUAUCACCUGAAUUAUUGGUGUUGGCGAUAGAUUCCACUUUAUUAGUUUAGCUGUGUAUUUCACUCUCAGUAUUUCGAUAUCAGUUUCAUCAGAUGAGAUUUUUGGA
Molecule: messenger RNA, 741 nt
Organism: Carica papaya (papaya)
Lineage: Eukaryota; Viridiplantae; Streptophyta; Magnoliopsida; Brassicales; Caricaceae
Source: RefSeq, a predicted model, not a curated record